Molecule: messenger RNA, 3380 nt
Organism: Coregonus clupeaformis (lake whitefish)
Lineage: Eukaryota; Metazoa; Chordata; Actinopteri; Salmoniformes; Salmonidae
Gene: igfbp5a
Product: insulin-like growth factor binding protein 5a
Exons: 4
Coding region: 589-1398 (269 amino acids)
Biological process (GO): regulation of insulin-like growth factor receptor signaling pathway
Cellular component (GO): extracellular region
Molecular function (GO): insulin-like growth factor I binding; insulin-like growth factor II binding; fibronectin binding
Source: RefSeq, a predicted model, not a curated record
UCAAGGGACUUGCCAGGACCCGCCCUGUACAAUCAACAGCACCGCACGUAGUUGACAAGUGCGCCCUCCCCCAUCAACGUCGUUUGACAUAUACCCAUCUUUACAGGAUUCGCCUCUGGCAGUUUUUAAAAAGGCAAACUCAAAGCCACAUAUUAUACUGUAUGUGCAGAAACCGUGCGGGGAGGGCAGCCUACAGAGAUUGGUUCUUCUACAAGACAGAGAGAAUCCCUGCUGUUUUUCUUCUUCAUUUGGAGACAAUUGAUGUAAAAGGACAUUUGAAAGCCCAAAAGUAGAAGACUCGGGCUGUUUCGCGGUCGACAAUCUAAACUCGAAUAUACUUGGACUUUAACACAAUAAAUACAACUCAGCCACUUCGCGCGAGUGAAGAGUGGAACCUAAGCAUCCGAUACAGUGGUUAAGGGACUUUUACGCACUUACGCACGCAGGCAGUGGGCACCUGUGGAUGGUGACUCUUUCAAGGACUUUUGCUCCAAAACCCCGAUGAUCAAAAGCAAAGCGUUCCAUGCAAUACAAAUAGUAGUUGAUUAUAGUUGUUUUAUGUUUGUAAUCAUUUUAAUUUGAAACAAUAUGCUGGUUAGUUUUUCACUCCUGGCAACGCUUCUCUUAAGCGAGUCGGGUUGUUUGGGCUCGUUCGUACCGUGCGAACCGUGUGACCAGAAGGUUCUGUCGAUGUGUCCGCCAGUACCGGUGGGAUGCCAGCUGGUGAAGGAGCCUGGCUGUGGUUGCUGCCUGACUUGCGCACUCCCCGAGGGCCAGUCGUGCGGCGUGUACACGGGAACUUGCACGCACGGGCUCCGGUGCCUGCCGAAGAGCGGGGAGGAGAAACCGCUGCACGCGCUCCUCCACGGGAGAGGAGUGUGCGCCAACGAGAAUAUGUACAAGCCGCUGCAUCCAGGCAGGGACGGUUAUUCUCCAGAGGAAGCUAUGUUAGCAGAGGUUCCAGAGUCCCUGCUGCCCCAGGCCAAGGUGCCUCUGUACGGGGGCAGAGACCACAUCAGCAGCCGCAAGGCUCAGGCCAUGAGACAGGCUAAAGACCGCAAGAGACAGCAGGCCAAGCUCCACUUUGUCAGAGGCCUCGACCACUCAACCCAUGCCCUGGACAAACUGCAGCCUGAGUUUGGAUCCUGCAGGAGAAAGCUGGACGGGAUCAUUCAGAGGAUGAAAAACACAUCUAGAGUCCUGGCUCUCUCCCUAUACCUCCCCAACUGUGACAAGAAGGGAUUCUUCAAGCACAAGCAGUGUAAGCCAUCACGUGGGCGGAAGCGGGGGAUCUGUUGGUGUGUGGACCGCUUCGGAGUGCAGCUCCCCGGAACUGACUACAGUGGAGGGGACAUCCAGUGCAAAGACCCGGAGAGCAACAGCAACAAAAACCAAUGAGAGAUGGCCAAUGUGGUCACCUGUCAUGAGCCAAGGCCCGCCUCCCUUCACCCCUCCUCCUGCCAAUCACGUGUACAUGCAAAAUAUGCAAAAGCCAAUCAAAUCAGGAAAGCAGGGCACAGAUACAGUACAUACACGCAGUUUUAAACUAUACAUCCACCUAUACUGAGAUUACCUAUAACCUCCCUUUAAAGCACAUAUAACAAUGUUCUCUGACUUAAAUUGUGUUGAUAAUAGAUUGAUACAACAGAAGCCACAGUCAGAGGUCCAAAUUAUAUUAGAUUCUGUUUAAACAAAGUUUUAAGAUGUUGACAGGAACUCUUUACUGAGGAGCACAGUGAUCUGGGGUCGUAUUUAAACGUAACUCUGUUCUCUUCAUCCAAAUGUUUGUCCCAUCAGAGCACUUCCCUACAAGAGAACCUCAGUGACUUAAAGUACUUUACUGUCUGAGUUUGGGCCUAUGUCCUUAUAUUUCCUUCUGAGUGCAAUGAGAUGAGAAUAGCUUUUUUUUCAGUCCGGCCCUUCUUCCACUUUGUCUCACAGAUUGUUCUGAGUUGAGGGUCUUAAGAACUAUUAACUGCUCAUAUAAAAUGUACAAUAGGUUGUUACAGAGUAGUUACAGUAGCUAUCUUAAUAAGCACAUCAACUGCUACUUCUGAUGGGUUGUUACAGAGUAGUUACAGUAGCUAUCUUAAUAAGCCCAUCAACUGCUACUUCUGUUGGGUUGUUACAGAGUAGUUACAGUAGCUAUCUUAAUAAACCCAUCAACUGCUACUUCUGAUGGGUUUUAUCUCAGUAUAUUUUCAUAGGGGUGACUGUAUAAAAUUAUUAUGUGUGUGUGUGUGUGUGUGUGUGUGUGUGUGUGUGUGUGUGUGUGUGUGUGUGAGAGUGCCUCCUUAACUUUCUCCUUUAGUAGUCUGUAUUGUGUCUCUUAAGCCUUACCUUCAGUGAAGUAUAUAUUUUUUAAAGGUCAUCUCAAAAACACAUCAUAACAGUAAUUUGCUUGUUUGGUCAUUUAUAAACGACAGCCAAGAAAGUAGAAAGUACAGGUGCUUUGAAAAGUCCAACACAGACUCAAAUUGCAUGCAAAUCUUGCACGUAGUUUCUAUUGACGUCUCGUAGCCUCCUGUCUGACCACAACACAGUCUUCUGCCUAGGACUCUACUAUAUGACCCCUGGAAAGGUGUGGCUCUUUGGGUUUCUAUGUAAAUCUCAGUGCCUUCUCUCUCUCAUGACUUUGAAUCCAGAUUUACAUACAGAUUAACAGGCCUUGUCGUUGAGCGAGGACAUUUUAGCAGAAUGUGGAUUUGGAGAUUGGUUGCUAGAGACCCAUGAGUUGACGAGUGUGAAGAUAUAAGUCUACACGAUAUAAGACCAUGAUGAUACUUUUUGAUCCUACGUCCCGUUUGUGAACAUGAUCUUAAAUCAGACGUCUACUGAUUUUAUUGAAGCUCAAAACAUUUAGUUGACAUUCCUUGACAUAGACAGCCCUGUUUUCAGGGUAUGGUAGCAUGACGAUAGCUUUGACAGGGGCUCUGUGUACAGUCUAUGCCUCCCACUAGAAUGCAUAGGAGACUUGGAAAGGUUUCUCAACUCAGUCUUAAGCUUGCUUGUAUGAAAGACCAUGAAAUCUCAAACAUUCCAUACUCGUGAUAAAAAAGCAUAUAGGAAACAAAUGGGUAACAGUUUACUCAAAGCCAACCGGUAUAAUGCUUCUAUGCUGCAAUUUUUUAACAAGCUGAUAACAGCCGUUUAGUCAGUGUCCAUCAGAGACGAUGGUAAGACGUUAUAAGCGGGUCAUACAUGCUUAUGACAAGUCUUACGAUGUAUUAUACCUGUUGGCAUUAAGUGAAGUGUUACUAACAAAUCUAUGUGAAUAUCACAAAUAUGUCAUAUUUAUUCACUGUGUAAUUGAUGUACUUUAACCUUGUCUUUUUUGUAAUGACAAAGCAUUUAUUUUAAUAAAGUGAUGUAUUCAUGUA